Messenger RNA from Protopolystoma xenopodis, 171 nucleotides. NCBI's taxonomy places the organism in Eukaryota, Metazoa, Platyhelminthes, Monogenea, Polystomatidea, Polystomatidae. The record is from the annotation of a GenBank genome assembly.
AUUUCUCGCGUCGUGAAACGGAUUAGAGCUGCCGACUAUUUAGAGUGCUCAGCAAAGACCGGUGAGGGUGUCCGCUUUGUCUUUCAAGCAGCCGCUGAGUUGGCUAUACGUCCAGGACGCGACAGAUUUGAGGGCGUGGCUUGUCUUGGAGGUGGAUGUUGCCUAGUCUAA